Messenger RNA from Pelobates cultripes (western spadefoot toad), 159 nucleotides. Lineage: Eukaryota; Metazoa; Chordata; Amphibia; Anura; Pelobatidae. The record is from the annotation of a GenBank genome assembly.
GAUUUACAUACUGACUUGGCAACUGAGUAUGACAGUAGCAAAAACAUGUUGGCAACAGGAAAAGGGGAAAUACCUCGGGCAUACAAGCAGUGGCACAAAUCAGAAGCACACAGAGCCAAGAGAGUAGCUAACCAGACAGUCAUGGGACACAGAGAUUAG